GGGCGUCGCGACGCGUGUUGCAGUGCGGCUGCCGACGUCGACGCGCCCAGACGCAGCCCCUCACCACCACUACCCGCCCGGCCCGUUCAACCUCGCGAAAACCAGAGCGCCCUGAAGGAAACCCCCGCAUCUCGCUCAUUGGCUUUCGCAGACUCGGGACGCCGGUCAGUGUGCGGCCUGACUCGAAGGCCCAGCGGCCCGGCAGGCGGCGGGUGAUGUCAUGAGAAGCAGACGACGACGGAAAACGAUCCUUCCCGUCGGCGGACACUCGCCAUGCAACCCAACACGGGCAUGCACAAGUUGAGGUUCGCGUCCUGCUCGGUGCUGCUGCUGCUACUCACGCUCGCCCUGGUGGCCAGCUCGCUGCUCGUCGCCCGGUAUGCCGUUCAGCAGGCAUCCUCCUGGUGGCUGUCGCUGCUGGCGGUCACGGUGUGUCUGCUCGGGCUGUGCACCUGGAUCCAGUUGGCGGCCUCCAGAGCCGGCCGGUGGCGGGUCCUGCUCGCCCGUCAGAUCGCCCUGAGCCGAGCACAGGCGUCGGCCAGGACGUUGCACAGGCCAGGACUCGGGCCCGGGCUGGCCCCAGACUUUUACAACAGCUAUGGUGGAUCUCGAUCGAGUUCGACAGGGAUGGGGAUCACCCACAUCGCCGUAAUCCCUCUAGAAUGCGAGCUGGAUUCUCAUAUGGGGUACCGCGUGCCGGGCCCGCCGCCGCCGCCCCCGUAUGCGCUCACCGACCUGCCCCCGAGCUACUGCGUGAGCACGACGGACGAGUCGCGCCCCACCGACGGCGCCGGCGGUGCGUGCCCUCCUGCCCCUGCGCCGCCACCACCGCCCGGGCCAACGGGGCUAGAGCAGCCCCCGCCCUACGCCGUGGCCAUCAAGAGGGACCACUUGGUGCAGGAGGCGGCGGGCGCCACGCCCCCGUCCCCCGCUGUCACCGCGGCUGAGGGCGACAGCACUGCCGGGGCUGGGGACAACAGAAGGAGCACCCCCGUGAGUCGCAGGCCUGUCUUGUGGUUUUGAUAUUAAACUUUCGUCGAUAAGGGCUUUUUAAACCGCAGCCGUGGACAACUACUAGUCAAGUGUUGCGAAUUGAUUUUUCGUACGGUAACAAAUAUCAGGUGUAAAAGAAACGUUGCAAUUUUUGUAGUGUAUGCGAAUGCGAAAGUCCUGAACUUCACAUAUAGUGGUGGCAUACACUGUUUGAUCAUCCAACGUUGAUAAAAUAUCUUAUCUAACGAAUAAUUUGGAUAUUGUGAUAAUCGUCAAAGUUGAGUGGGAGGUUAUAGAAGUGAUGCUGUGAUCCCUGGUGAAAAUGAAGGAUUGUGAAAACAAAUCAAUAAAAGAGAAUAAAUGUAAACCACAUCUGAGAAAUAUACGUGGUAUAUUUCUGAAAUAAAUAAAAGUUUGUUUCAAAUUUACAUAGACAAAAGUACAAACUACUGUAUUUUCAUAUAUUUUAAAAAAUAGAUUUUGAAAACAAGGGCAAUAUUUGGUCUGACAUAGAAGCAUGCUCUCUAAUUUUAGAGUAGAGGACACAUGAGUCGCAGGCUUUUGACUGAAGCAAGUAUGUAACUGAACUAAAUUUCAGAGAUUAUGGAUACAGAUAAAAAUUGAUGUAGAGUAAUGACCCUAUUAGUUAGCAGUGCUCUAGGAUCAACUUUCAUUUCCAUUUGAAGGCAUUAUAAAUGAAAUUAUUCAAUUUACACUUACUUUGAUCCAGAAUUGAAUCUAAGUAUGGUAAAAAGUUUUGGUAAGUGAAAGACAAAUUGUAGUGAGCGAAAGUAAGAAUUCACUAUGCACAACAUAGUAGUUAAAAAUUAUGUAAAAACUAAUGAUACAUAUAAUUUAUGACACAAUAAAUAAAAUAAUUUGAUAUGUUUCUGGUCAUACA
Frankliniella occidentalis (western flower thrips) is the source of this 1894-nucleotide messenger RNA. RefSeq lists its product as uncharacterized. The coding region runs from base 274 to 1023 and encodes 249 amino acids. The record is from RefSeq and is a predicted model, not a curated record. The transcript has 5 exons. Lineage: Eukaryota; Metazoa; Arthropoda; Insecta; Thysanoptera; Thripidae.